UUCAGUUGCUUUCACACGCAUACGGGCAAAUGGAGUAGAGACGGCUCGCAUUCGUGUUCGCAUGUGGAAGAAGACUUGAGGACGUGAACUGUUGAGGUCGAAGACGUGAAAAUCCUCGCGAAAAAACAUCAUUUUCCCCCAUUUCCUGACCAUCAGUUGCUCACAUUUGGUGCCUGUCUGGUUCCCGUCACUUGACUCGUGCGUUCACUCAGUCGCUGGCACGGACGGUGGUGAGAUUUUUGCUCGGUUUUUUGUUUUUGUUUUUUCUCUAAUUUAACGUCGUCGUGGACGUGGAAAAAUCCGUGAUUUGGACGGCAACAUCCUCGGUCGCGAGCGCAUCGUGGAUAACUCUCGAAUUGGACUCAGAACCAUUGAAAAGUGCAAAUUGACGACUUAGAAUUCCGAAAACGGGAAAAUGAGUGCACCGGCAGCUACAGCAAACGCAACAGCACCGCAGCCCAUCAGGCGCGGCAUCGUCAAGCAGGUUCUUUCCGGAGAUACUGUUAUUAUUCGUGGAGCACCAAAGGGAGGACCACCCCCUGAAAAGCAAAUCACUUUUUCUAAUGUGAUUGCUCCGAAAUUGGCGAGACGACCAGCUAACCCGGACAGCGAAGAAACCAAGGAUGAACCCUACGCAUGGGAAGCACGGGAAUUUCUUCGUAAAAAAUUAAUCGGGGAGGAGGUUGUAUUCUCUGUUACACGACCACCAAAUGCCACCCGUGACUAUGGAACUGUCUACCUGGGCAAGAGCGCCGAAACCGGGGAAAAUAUGACCGAGGCUAUUGUUACAGCCGGUUUAGUGAACGUACGUCGCGAUGGUCCACGAACCCCGGAACUGCAACGACUCAUCGAACUCGAAGAUGCUGCAAAAUCGGCUGGUCGAGGUAAAUGGGCCAAUAGCCCAUCGUCGGAGCAUAUUCGCUCGAUCAAGUGGACACAGGAGAAUCCCCGCCAUUUCAUUGACCAGUACGCCGGACGACCGGUCAAAGCUAUCAUCGAACAUGUUCGUGAUGGCUCAACAAUUCGUGCCUUCCUUUUGCCCGAAUUCAACUACAUUACGUUGAUGAUUUCUGGCAUUCGUUGUCCGGGGGUUAAGUUGGAUGCCGACGGAAAACCAGAUCCGUCUGUGAAAGUUCCGUUUGCAGAUGAAGCGAGAUAUUUUGUGGAAUCACGGUUGCUGCAACGCGAUGUUGAGAUCCGAUUGGAAUCGGUGAACAACUCUAACUUCGUUGGAUCGAUCCUGUUCCCCUUGGGCAAUAUUGCUGAAGCUCUGUUGCGCGAGGGUCUCGCCAAGUGCGUAGACUGGAGCAUGGCUUUCAUGAAAACUGGUGCUGAUAAACUCCGUGCCGCGGAACGUCAAGCCAAAGAGAAACGUCUCCGCCUCUGGAAGGAUUAUCAAUCUAACGCGCAAACGUUCAGCGGCAAGGAAAAGGACUUUACCGGAACCGUUGUUGAAGUUUACAAUGGUGACGCAAUAAGUGUCAAGACUCAAAACGGUACGGUCAAGAAAGUGUUCCUAUCAAGCAUCCGCCCGCCACGUGAAGCAGGCAAACCGGCCGGUGAAGAUGGUAAGCAACCACCUCGUCCGAAAAACUUCCGUCCUCUGUACGAUAUCCCAUGGAUGUUCGAGGCCCGUGAAUUCCUGCGAAAAAAACUCAUCAACAAGAAGGUUCAUUGCAAUUUGGACUACAUUUCACCUGCCCGUGAAAAUUUCCCCGAGAAGUACUGUUACACGGUUACAAUUGGUGGAACAAACGUAGCCGAAGCGAUCGUAAGCAAAGGCUUGGCCACUGUUAUUCGCUACCGUCAAGAUGAUGACCAACGUUCUUCCCGCUAUGAUGAACUUCUGGCCGCUGAGACUCAAGCCAUUAAAGGAUCUAAAGGCGUACAUGCCAAGAAGGACAUUCCAGCGCAUCGUAUCAACGACUUGACCGUUGACCACUCUCGCAUCAAGCACCAAUAUCUUCCAUCGUGGCAACGUGCUCUUCGCACAGAGGGUAUCGUUGAAUUCGUUGCUAGCGGUUCUCGUACUCGUCUAUACAUCCCCAAAGACAGUUGUUUGGUAACAUUCCUCCUGGCCGGUAUCUCUUGCCCGCGUUCGUCUCGUCCCGCUACCAAUGGUAUUCCCGCCCAAGAAGGUGAACCGUUCGGCGAUGAAGCGCUCGCAUUCACGAAAGAUCGUGUCCUUCAACGUGACGUUAGCGUUCACAUUGAAACCACCGACAAGGCAGGAACCUGCGUUAUCGGCUGGCUGUGGACCGAAAGCGGUGUCAACUUGUCCGUCGCAUUGGUCGAGGAAGGUUUGGCUGAAGUGCACUUUAGUGCUGAAAAAUCUGAACAUUUCCGUGCCUUGAAGGCAGCUGAAGAUAAGGCGAAGGCUGCUCGCAAGAAUAUCUGGGCCAACUACGUGGAACAAGUUGAGGAGAAGGUAGAGGAAGACAAGGAGGAAAAAACGACGGAACGCAAGGUUAAUUAUGAAGCCGUUGUUAUUACGGAAGUAACGGCUGAUAUACACUUCUUCGCUCAACAUACGGACCAAGGUGCCAAACUUGAAAACUUGAUGAGUAAGCUUCGACAGGAAUUCCAAUCAAACCCGCCCAUUACUGGCGCUUACACGCCGAAGCGUGGCGAUUUGUGUGCUGCCAAAUUCACCGAGGACAACGAAUGGUAUCGGGCAAAGGUUGAGAAAAUUCAGAAUGGAAAUGCCAGCAUUUGCUAUAUCGAUUAUGGCAACAAAGAGACCGUGCCUUUUGCCCGCCUCGCAUCUCUCCCACCUGCCUUCAUCAGCGACAAGCCGUACGCUCACGAAUACGUUUUGGCGCUUGCUCUACUGCCGCCAGACAACGAAGACAAGGAUGUUGCCGUUCGCGCUUUCGCCCAGGACACCCUCAAUCGCAACGUCAACUUGAACGUUGAAUACAAGCUGAACAACGUCGCGUACGCUUCGUUGCACGAUCAAUCCACCAAUGCCGACAUUGGAAAGAACUUGAUCGCGGACGGUCUCCUGCUGGUCGAGAAGCGUCGCGAACGUAAACUUCAGCAGCUGGUGACCGAGUACAAGGAAGCCGAACAGCAGGCAAGGAAGUCGCGCCAAGGCAUCUGGGAGUACGGUGACAUCACAGAGGACGAUGCCACUGAAUUCGGCCGCUAAUUGCUGCGCGCUGCGUUCUCGCAAAUGAAAGACAUCUAUACCCGCGUUGCAUACUGACGAGAGAAGGAGAUGGAUGGGGAGAAGUGGUUUAUCCAUUGGAAUAAAUAGAAAAAAUAUAAAAAAAACAUUGAAACAUUUUUAUAUAUUUAGGUUGAUGUAGCUAGUUCUUUUUUUAAAAGCAAAUCAAAAAUAAUUAAAAUGUUUUCUUCUUUUUUUCUUUCCAUUUCUCAGCAUGAUGGGAAAUUUUACAUAAUUCUACAACUUUUAAUUAUUUUAAUUCAUGCAUAAUUGUUGCAUUUGUUGUUUAGAGGAAGAUGAUAAAAUUGUUCAUUGUACAUGAUGAUAUUUACACAUUAAGACGCGAGAUUUUAUCAGGAAAACAAGAGAAAGAGAAUAAAUAAAAUAUUAUAAAAUAUUGCAGAAAU
Molecule: messenger RNA, 3576 nt
Organism: Hermetia illucens (black soldier fly)
Lineage: Eukaryota; Metazoa; Arthropoda; Insecta; Diptera; Stratiomyidae
Gene: Tudor-SN
Product: staphylococcal nuclease domain-containing protein 1
Exons: 7
Coding region: 416-3151 (911 amino acids)
Biological process (GO): regulatory ncRNA-mediated gene silencing; mRNA catabolic process
Cellular component (GO): RISC complex; cytosol; nucleus
Molecular function (GO): RNA binding; nuclease activity
Source: RefSeq, a predicted model, not a curated record